This is a messenger RNA of Racocetra persica, 228 nucleotides long. The record is from the annotation of a GenBank genome assembly. Lineage: Eukaryota; Fungi; Glomeromycota; Glomeromycetes; Diversisporales; Gigasporaceae.
AGAAAAUUUAACGAUGAAUUUUUACAAAUUAAUGUUGAGGCAGUAAACAUGGAAAUGAGUAAUGAAUUGACAAUAGAGCAGUUUUUUGAUAUCAGAAUGCUUGAACGAAAUCAAGAAGAGAUAAUUGAAAAUGAUCAAAUUAUUAAUCCUCAAAGACCUACCAGUAAUACUAACAAAGAUUGGUCGGUUGAUGAUAUCUUCUUCCAAUAUAAUACUGCGUUUGAAUAG